AGUAUUGCACCGCUCACCUUGUAGAACAGACAUGGCAUCCACUGAAGGAAACACUCAGACUUAUAAAAUGAUCCUAGAUCACGACAUAAAUCAACACUUUCAGGAUGCAAUUGAUGUGAUUCAGCAGCAUUCACACAAUUCAUUCUGUGAUUCAGAUUACACCUAUUGUGAGACUCUGGGUAGCCAGCAGCCAUCUCUGCAUUGUCAAAUCUCCUGCUGCCUCGUUACACACCAGCCUGAUGUUCCAGCUCCCGUGUAUGACUGGGGUGACACACAUCAGUCCUGGCCUCAGGUCAUGCCUGAAGUCUCCUCAAGUCACUCUGAGCAGAGCGAGGCACUGCCUUUUUACCCAGUCCUGUCAACCCAGAGGAACAGCAAAGGCCGUAAGAAGCUCAGACUUUAUGAAUAUCUCCAUGAAGCUCUGAAUGACCCCAACAUGGGCGACUCAAUCCAGUGGACGGACAGCGUCAGCGGCACCUUCCACUUUGUCUCAAAAAACAAAGAAAAGCUGGCUGAGUGCUGGGGCCAGCGCAAGGGCAACCGCAAGACCAUGACCUAUCAAAAGAUGGCGAGAGCUCUGAGAAACUACAGUCGCACAGGUGAGAUUGUUAAAGUGCGCCGCAAACUCACCUACCAGUUCAACCCAGACAUCCUGCGCAGGCUCGGCACCGUGAAGGCACACACACACUUGCCCUUCCACGCUGCUCAGGAGGAGGCCCACACCCAACAGCAAAACCCGGCCGAGCAAAACUACAGCAGCUCUGCAUCCUCAGACUGGCAGGGAUGGUACGGAAGCUACCACCUGCAGGAAGACUACGACCUGGCAUCAAGGUUCACCUCACACAGUUGCACCGAACUCUGAGCUGAGAGAGAACACGUUUUUUUUUACACUUUUGUUAUCAACUUCGAAAAGAUCUGGUGCAAUUCUCAGGUGAUCUGAAUUUCCAUUUAACCUGCAUGACGUGCAUCAUAAUCCCAAUCAGCAGAAAGUAAUUUCUAAAUGAUAAAUAUAUUUUUUAAAGAAGGUCCAGAUUGAAGUAAUAGCAAGUGAUCACUGACAGAAGACCACAUCCAAUUAUCUUGUAAUUCUUAGUAUCUUUCAGUUGGAAAUGUCUUAUUUGUUAAACUAUGGAACCACAUUUAGUAUUUUUCUGCUUUACAUAGGUUCAUCUUUAAUUUGUGGGUGAUAUAGUUUUACCUUUCUGUAUGAAUUUAUUCUCACUAAAAAUGUUCAUUUAGGUUUCUCUGGUUCUAUAUGAAGGAACAACCAUGUACAUUUCUUGUAAAUCUUUUCAAAGCUUGUAAAUAUGUCCUAAUUAUUUUUUAAAUUGGAAAUUCAAACUUAAUUAUAAUUGGCUUGGAUGUCUUAUAUUUAUGAGCUGUGUUUGAAACGGAGGACAUUUUUGUUUGUUUCAUGGAUGAUGUUGAUGAUCUGGUCAAAUCUGAAAGCAGCCAAGAAAAUAAAUAAGGGCCUCCGUUUAAAAAAAAAAACAUAAUCAAACCUAUAUUUUAUUUCAAUUAGUAAUAAACUACUUCAUGUAAAAAAAAUCAAGCUGGAUAUUCCAAAGCAUUCUUUCAAAAUAAAAAUAUACAUAUAUAUCCACAUGUAUAUA
Molecule: messenger RNA, 1613 nt
Organism: Menidia menidia (Atlantic silverside)
Lineage: Eukaryota; Metazoa; Chordata; Actinopteri; Atheriniformes; Atherinopsidae
Source: the annotation of a GenBank genome assembly